AUGGAUACGGAUAUGCAUAACCACCCAACGACGCAGUUCAGUAAUGUCGUAUUGGGAGAUACACAAAUGGAAAGAGAUGUGCUUGGUGAGAUAAGUCAAAAUAAGAUGAGCCGCUAUCAAUGGUUUGUGAUUUUGAUUUGUGUUUUCCUCAAUAUUAUUGAUGGUUUUGAUGUCAUGGUUAUGGCAUUUACCGCACCUUCAGUUUCAGCGGAUUGGUCGCUUUCUGGUGCUCAAAUCGGUUUGUUAUUAAGUGCUGGUCUAUUUGGUAUGGCUGCUGGUUCGAUUUUUCUGGCACCACUUGCCGAUAAAAUAGGUCGCCGUUUACUGAUCUUAAUUUGUUUGGUGAUUGCUGGAAUCAGCAUGCUGGCGUGCGCUUUUGUGAAUAGUCAUAGCAUGUUGGCAGUCCUUCGUUUUGUCACAGGGAUUGGGGUUGGCGGUAUUCUUGCCAGUAGCAAUGUUUUGGCCAGUGAAUAUGCCAAUACGCGCUGGAGAAGUUUUGCGGUAAGUUUAAUGUCUACAGGGUAUGGGAUUGGUGCCACACUUGGUGGGAUAUUGUCACUGACACUGAUUGAAAAUUUAGGCUGGCGCUCGAUUUUCCUUGCAGGCGGAAUUACAACCAUUGCAAUGCUGUUGGUGAGUAUAUGGUUAUUGCCUGAGUCCUUAGAUUAUUUGUUGGCAAAAAGACCACAACAAGCGUUAGGGCGAAUGAACUCAGUAUUACAGCGUAUGGGCUUAACUCAUCUAGAUGCCUUACCUGAUUAUGCAAAAAGUGAUGCAAAGGGUGGCGGAGAUUUUGCCAAAUUAUUUGGUGGGCAACAGGGCUUUCAAACAUUGUGUCUAUGGGGUGCUUUCUUUCUCGUAAUGUUUGGCUUUUAUUUUGUGAUGAGUUGGACACCGAAAAUUUUAAUUUCAAUGGGAAUGUCGCCUGAACAAGGGGUUACCACAGGUAUUUUAAUUAGUAUUGGUGGGAUCUUUGGUGCAGCAAUUAUUGGUUUGCUGGCAUCCCGUAUCAAAAUCUUCUAUGCCUUAAGUCUAUUUCUAGGAUUAACUGCCGCAUGUGUGUUCUUAUUCGUGGCUGUCUCGGCCCAAGUGAGCGUGGCAUUGAUUGUUGGCCUAUUACUUGGAACGCUGAUUAAUGGCUGUAUUGCUGGUUUAUAUUCUAUUUCACCUACAAUUUACGAUGCCGAUAUUCGUAGUCGUGGCGUAGGCUAUGCUAUUGGUUUUGGACGUAUUGGUGCCAUUUUAUCACCAACUAUAGCAGGCGUUUUUUUAGAUAAAGGUUUAGCGCCAGCCACACUUUAUGCAUAUUACGGGGUGUGCUCUGGCGCAUGCCGAUUUAGUGACAGACAGCAGUGCAGAGCUAACGCUUAG
Oppiella nova is the source of this 1371-nucleotide messenger RNA. NCBI's taxonomy places the organism in Eukaryota, Metazoa, Arthropoda, Arachnida, Sarcoptiformes, Oppiidae. The record is from the annotation of a GenBank genome assembly.